Molecule: messenger RNA, 789 nt
Organism: Ipomoea nil (Japanese morning glory)
Lineage: Eukaryota; Viridiplantae; Streptophyta; Magnoliopsida; Solanales; Convolvulaceae
Exons: 1
Coding region: 1-789 (262 amino acids)
Molecular function (GO): catalytic activity
Source: RefSeq, a predicted model, not a curated record
AUGAGUACGUUAUGUUGGAACUGUCGUGGCUUGGGCAAUCCACAGACAGUUCGAGAGGUGGUGGACAUGGUCUCCAGUAAGAAGCCGGAUUUUGUAUUUUUGAUUGAGACAAUGGUGAAGAGUGAUCGUGCGAAAAGAUUACGUGUAAAACUAGGAUUUGAAGGGGUAUUUUAUGUGGAUCCUGAACGACAACAUGGUGGUUUGGCAUUGUUAUGGAGGUAUAAUAGCACUGCAAGGUUGAUUAGCUAUUCUAAAAACCAUGUGGAUGUGGAGGUCACAGUAGAAAGUCACCCCCCGUGGCGUAUGACGUGUUAUUAUGGAUUUCCACAAAGAUCUAGGAGGCGGGAGUCGUGGGAUGUAUUGAAGAGGUUAUCAACGCAAUCCACACUACCAUGGGUUGUCAUUGGUGACUUUAAUGAUCUUUUAUUCCAGUCUGAGAAGCGUGGAAAUAAUCCACACCCGGAAAAUUUGCUACGAGGUUUUGGGGAGACUCUAGAUUUAUGUGGUGUGUUACAGUUGCCUAUGGAGGGAUACCCAUACACUUGGGAAAGGGGUGAGGGUACGGAGGACUGGGUUGAGGAAAAGCUUGAUACAGCAGUAGCAACUAUGGAGUGGCGUGAAUUGUUGGUAGAAGCCAAGACGGUUAAUAUACUCACACGUAAGUCAGAUCACUCGGCGAUAUUUCUGAGUAUUUCUAAUCCUAUGGGAUUUGGUGGAGGUGGUCGCCGUGCGUUUCGCUUUGAAAUGGCUUGGUUUCUGGAUUCAGGUUGUAGAGGGGUGGUGGAGUAG